Messenger RNA from Castor canadensis (American beaver), 639 nucleotides. It is a transcript of the gene Desi1, whose product is annotated as desumoylating isopeptidase 1. The record is from RefSeq and is a predicted model, not a curated record. NCBI's taxonomy places the organism in Eukaryota, Metazoa, Chordata, Mammalia, Rodentia, Castoridae. Gene Ontology annotation, molecular function: peptidase activity. Gene Ontology annotation, biological process: protein modification by small protein removal.
GGAAACAACUGGAAGGCAUCUGGCACACCUCCAUAGUUGUGCACAAGGAUGAGUUCUUCUUUGGCAGUGGCGGUAUCUCCAGCUGUCCCCCGGGAGGAACAUUGCUUGGGCCCCCAGACUCUGUGGUUGAUGUGGGAAGCACAGAAGUCACAGAAGAAAUCUUUCUGGAGUACCUGUCCUCCCUGGGGGAGUCUCUGUUCCGAGGUGAAGCCUACAACCUAUUUGAACACAACUGUAACACCUUUAGCAAUGAAGUUGCACAGUUCCUGACUGGGCGGAAGAUCCCUUCUUACAUCACUGAUCUGCCCUCUGAAGUUCUUUCCACGCCCUUCGGACAGGCACUUCGGCCCCUCCUGGACUCCAUUCAGAUCCAACCUCCUGGAGGGAACACCGUGGGCAGACCCAACGGCCAAAGCUAACAGGACUGCACAGGACCACCUGCCUCUCCAGGGUUUUUCCUUUUUAAACAAAACAAACCCUACCAGAUUUCUAUUUUAUAAUUUUACAUCAGAGCUAACAACCAGGGGAUGGCUUUUUAACUUUCCAGGGAAGGAGAUCAUCAGGCUGCAUGUAGGACAAUGCUGCUAAGAAACAGAACAAAAUGCCACCCCUUCUAAUAGUAUUAUACUAAUUUAUUAA